Messenger RNA from Alternaria atra, 4260 nucleotides. RefSeq lists its product as uncharacterized. The record is from RefSeq and is a predicted model, not a curated record. Gene Ontology annotation, molecular function: ATP hydrolysis activity; ATP binding; ABC-type transporter activity. Gene Ontology annotation, biological process: transmembrane transport. Gene Ontology annotation, cellular component: membrane. NCBI's taxonomy places the organism in Eukaryota, Fungi, Ascomycota, Dothideomycetes, Pleosporales, Pleosporaceae. The coding region runs from base 1 to 4260 and encodes 1419 amino acids. The transcript has 13 exons.
AUGAUGCGUGGGCAAUGUGCGCGCGAGGACGAAGAUGUUUUCGGCCCCGUGGUCCAAGGCUGCCUGGACAACUUCGAUUUCACAUUGCUGUUUGAGGAGACGAUCCUCUUUGUGGUUCCCGCUUCGUGUCUGAUUCUGCUGGCACUGGCAUGGCGCAUACCAGAGCUCAUUCGCGCCGAGGGCGUCGUGCGUGUAUCUAUCCUAGGCCUCUCCAAGUCUAUCAUUCACGCUCUUAUCUUUAUUUCUCAAGUCGUCUUCAUUGCCUUGGCCUGCACCAAUACCAUGGCCAACACGCGGGCAACGAUUCCAGUCACCGCCAUCGGACUCUUCGCCAUUGUCAUCAUGGGCGCUCUUUCGUACUUGGAACAUAGGAGAUCUCCUCGCCCUUCAUCCCUCCUCACGUUGUAUCUCCUUGUCGCUGCACCGACAAAUGCCGCUCGUUGCCGCACUCUUUGGAAUAUGCCAAGUUCGACUGGGGUCCUCACAGCCUUUAUCGUUACUACAAGCCUCAUGGGAAUUGCUCUCGUACUUGAAUUGGCACCCAAGGAUGCUCUCGUCCGAGAGGAAAUACGAAAACCUUCCCCCGAAGAGAAGCGUGGCAUAGUAGAGCGUUCGUUUCUUGCUUGGAUUGUACCCACUUUUGUCUACGGUUACAAGCACACAUUCACGCCUAAAACCUUGCCGCCGGUAGACCCUAGGUUGACUACGUGCGCACUGGACCAAACAGUUGUGAACGAUCUUGAUCAAACGUUGUUCGCCAGUCUUCUCAAGCUCCAUUGGAGAGAUCUACUUAGUCCUGUGUUACCACGCGCUUGUUACCUUGGUUUGACUCUAGCACAACCCUUCCUUGUCGAGACGUCCACGGCGUGGGUCUUAGACGCUCCGGAUUCUCAGCACUCCCAGACAAGGACAUCGCUGAUCGGUGCCUAUGUCUUGGUCUACCUUGGCUUGGCUGUUACAUACACUCUUUAUCGCCAGAAGACCGUACGAACUGCCACCGCGAUGCGAGCCAGUCUUACCGACUAUGUGUUCCAACGUCUUUCGCAUCUGGACUCUGCCAUGGAGCUGGCAGGUUCAGCCACGACCUUGGUGAGUGCGGAUAUCGAGCGCAUUCAGUUUGGAGUUCGUGAACUACACGAGAUCUGGGCCAACGUCAUUUCGGCCGCGAUAGCACUGUUUCUAAUCGAGCGCGCCAUUGGUGUUGCCAUGGUAGCCGCGCUUGGUGUUUCAUUUGUUAGUAUGGCUGCUGUGUUGCUUGUCGCAGUCAGUGGCAGCGAGGCUCAGAAACGCUGGUUCGAAGCUACUGAAGUCCGUGUCGCUCAGGUAGUCAAGAUCUUGGCCGAAUUCAAGAGUAUAAAAAUGAUGGGUUAUACAAAGGGGCUUCUCGACAGUCUUGGUGCAGCGAGGGUUUUCGAAGUGCAGCGUUCUCAAAAAUUUCGAGCGUUUUUGAUCAUGGUAGCUACGUUAUCCCAAGCCGCCGUUGCACUCGUCCCAGCCUUUGGAUUCGUCACGUUCAUAUUGUUGCACAGACACGGAGAUGCAAAAAUAUUGGACUCCAGUCGUGCAUUCGGGACAUUGACGCUCUUCAGCAUCCUGAGUUCCAGUGUAGGAAUCCUGGUCGAAGCAGUGUUUGAAGUAGUGUCAGCCAUUGGUUGCAUUUCGCGUAUACAAGGUGUGUGCACCAAGCACUACAGGUUGGACCCGCGUCAAAUAAACGGUUCGGCAAACUCUUCGCAGUCCAUGGUGGUCAUGAAAGACGCAAGCGCAAAGUACGAAAGCGAAAGCGAUGACAUUAUUAAGAAAGUCAACAUCGACAUCAAGCCUGGCUCGAUCAUCGAAGUCAAGGGCCCAGUGGCAUCAGGAAAGUCUACACUCUUGAAAAUGGUACUUGGCGAAGUGCGGUACUGCACAGGAGAGGUAGCUGUCGGUGACAACAUCAUCGGCUAUUGUGAUCAAAACCCCUGGUUGGACCAUGUAAGCAUCCGGGAUAAUAUUACAGGACCUGCACCAUUCGACCCAGAACGAUACGCCGACACCAUUCGCAUAUGUGCCUUGGACCUUGAUCUGAAAAACAUUCCUGGAGGGGACAGCAGCCUCUGUUUUGGAAAUGGAACCACUUUGAGCGGAGGCCAAAAGGCUCGCAUUUGUUUGGCUCGUGCUAUCUAUGCACGUCCGCGAAUCCUUGUCCUGGACGAUUGUCUAAGUGGAUUAGAUGCGAAUACAGAGCAUACCAUACUAGAGAAUCUCGUCGGCGCGCACGGUUUCCUUCGAAAGCAUUCCAUCACUACCUUCUUGGUCUCAGCUUCACGCAAACCUUUGCCCACCAACAUUGCAACACUUUCGCUCGGGCCCGACGGACCCCGGCUGACUGAGAACGAAUUGAAGCCAUUAGACGUUUCAGUACCAAACAAUUCGGAGAGUUAUCAUUUCAUGAAUACUUCGGCGCUUAGUGCAGACGAGGCUGCAAAAGAAGAACGACUAUUGUUGGAAGAGAAAAGUAGGAGCACUGAGAAAUAUCAAAGGGGCGGCGAACGAGCUCUCUAUGCUAUGUUCAUCCGAGUCGCUGGAAGACGGGGUCUGAUAGGCUUCGUCUUCCUACUCUCCAUAUUUGUGGUCGGGAUUACUUAUCCGCAGAUUUAUAUCCAGAGCUGGGUGUUGAAGAGUCCGCAACAACAACGUGACAGCAUUGGCACUGUCACGGCCGUCUACUUAGGUUUGAGCUUUUUGGCCUUGUGCGCGUUUUCAGCAGCCUGCACGCAUUUCACACUAGGCGUCGCACCACGCAUUUCUCUCUCAUUUCAUGGGUCGUUAGCCAGUGCGCUUCUUUAUGCUCCACUUUCUUUUCUCGCUACAACUGACAUGGGCUCCAUAACCAAUAGAUUCGCUCAAGAUCUUGCCGUCAUAGAUCAAGAGAUUCCUUUGGCAUUUAUCGGUACGAUACUCACAGUCUUGCAGCUGCUUGCUCAAUCCGUCACUCUCAUCAUCGGAUCGCACCUUUCUGGAAUCGCAGUUCCGUUCCUCCUGAUUUUGGUAUAUUGGAUCCAGUCCAUGUAUUUGCCGACGUCUUAUCAAUUGCGCUUGUUGGAUCUUGAGGCCAAGGCCCCCAUCGUAUCACUGUUUGUUAGGUCUAUUGAAGGCCUUGCAACUGUACGGACUUUUGGAUGGAUGAACCGUACGCAGAAGGAAUCAAAACAACACAUCAUUGCGUCCCAAACGCCGUUCUAUCUUCUGGCAACCGUACAGAUCAUGCUUGGUCUUGUUCUCGAUCUCGUGACCGCAGCAAUGGCAGUUAUUAUUAUCUCUGUCUCAGUUUACACGCGCGAGCCACGCAUUGGUUUAGCGUUGUUCAGCAUAGUGGGACUUGGGAGUUCUACCAAGCUCUUAAUCACGCAAUGGACAGAGCUGGAAACAUCUUUCGGUGCUAUGAGACGCAUUAAGGAGUUCUCUGAAAACACCCCUCGCGAGAUUGCGUCGUACAGGAGCUUACGGCCACCCCGAACUUGGCCGGACAAAGGCGAAGUCCAGUUUUCUGAUGUUUCGCUUUCAUAUAGUGACUCUAUGCCUCCUGUCAUACAGAAUUUGACACUCAAGAUCGAGCCAGGAUGGAAGGUUGGAAUCUGUGGGCGCACAGGCAGUGGGAAAAGCACACUCGUCGCCUCUAUCCUUGGUCUUGUUAAUAUCCAGAAAGGCACCGUCGUCAUAGACGGCAUAGAUGUCUCAUUCCUCGAGUCAGACUCGUUGCGUUCGAGCGUGACAGUGGUUCCACAGAAUGGCGUAUUACUGCGCGCAACUGUCCGGAAGAAUCUGGCUCUAGGUUCUCCAGAUCCCCCUACUGACGAAAAGAUGAUCGAGGUCCUGACAAAGUAUGGCCUAUACGACAGGUUCAAGGAGCGUGAGGGUCUCGACACUCUUGUUGUUGACGAUAUUCUUUCCUACGGGGAGCAGCAAAUCUUCUUUAUCGUUCGAGCACUGCUUCAGAAGACCCGUUUGGUUUUGCUUGAUGAACCCACAAGCAGGGCCGAUAGCAGCACUCAGCAAGUCAUAGACUCUGCUGUUCUGAAUGGCUUCGAGGGUUCGACGGUGCUCUAUAUCGCGCAUCGUCUCGAGAUCCUUGCACAAUUUGACUGUGUCAUCGUCAUGGACCAGGGUCGGAUCGCCGAAUUUGGCGACCCACGUGAAUUAUUGCAAAAUCCUGACUCACAUUUUGCCAGUACAUUCAAAAAGGCGCAAUCGCAGAUAAGCAGCCUCAAUGCAUCGUGA